UCGAUACAUGUACACUGUAACACGUACAUUUUCCAAGUGGACAAAAGUUGAUCUUUUUUUUUGUUGCCAAUUACUUUGCCAAUUUCAUUAUUUUAAGUAGAAUUAGAUGCACGACUGUGUUAAAUGUUGUCCGAUAAAGUGCAAUAGUAAGGAAUUUGCCACGUCCUACAUAGAAAAGGCAGCGCAGCGCAAGUCUUAGCUUAGACUUGUCCUUGGCUUGUCUCGUCUGUUUCAUUCAAUAUUGCGCCAGCGUCAUCAAAAACUUGGGCGAUUUUCAUAUCAACCAGUUACCAUAGAAAAGAUAAGUAAAGGUGUUUGACCGUUGCCAUGGCUAGUCCCAGAACGCGAAGAGUGCUCCAAGAGCUGAAACCCCAAGAUGAGAAUUCGAAAUGCUUCGAGUGUGGCACACACAAUCCGCAGUGGGUAUCAGUUACAUAUGGAAUCUGGAUUUGCUUGGAAUGCUCAGGAAAGCAUCGCAGCUUGGGCGUCCAUCUGUCGUUUGUACGCUCCGUUACAAUGGACAAAUGGAAAGACAUUGAGUUGGAAAAAAUGAAAGCCGGCGGGAAUCGCAAUGCUCGUGAAUUUCUGGAGGAUCAGGCCGACUGGAAUGAGCGAGCUCCUAUUACGCAGCGAUACAAUUCCAGAGCAGCGGCUCUCUAUCGUGAUAAAAUAUCGACAUUGGCCCAGGGCAAAAGCUGGAAUCAAAAAGAGGCGGAAACACGAAUGGGCAGCAGUGGAACCAAUAGUAGUCGCAACAUUUCUAGCAGUACCUCAAUAAGUGGAGGCGGUAGUUCGCAGUCCUCGUCAGGAUAUGGUGGCUCCGGUAAUGGUGGCGGCGGCUAUCAGAACGGUGGUGGCAGUUAUGGCGACGCUCCAAGCUAUCAGCAGUUUCAGACACAGGAGUUCAAGGAUCAGAAAGAAGAAUUUUUCAAUCGACGUCAAGUAGAGAAUGCUUCGCGACCAGCUAAUUUGCCACCGAAUCAGGGAGGAAAAUAUGCUGGAUUUGGUUUCACACGUGAUCCACCACCGAAAACACAAUCUCAAGAGAUUUUCGAUUCCACAUUAUCUACGCUGGCAUCGGGAUGGAGUCUCUUUUCAACAAAUGCUUCCAAGUUAGCCUCCACGGCGAAAGAAAAGGCUGUAACUACUGUCAAUUUGGCCUCAAACAAGAUUAAGGAAGGCACUUUGCUAGAAUCAGUGCAAUCUGGUGUCUCAGAUGUGGCCUUUAAGGUUACGGACAUAGGCAAACGUGGAUGGAACAACUUGGCAGGCAGCAACAUUUCAUCACCUCAAAGCGGCUAUCAGGAUCCCAGUUUCGAGGACAAUGCCUAUCAACGUUCCCAUUCGGUGGGUGGCAAUCUCGCUGGCGGUUUGGGUCAGCAGAGCGGCGUUAGCGACAGCGAUUGGGGCGGCUGGCAGGAUAGUGCCAACAAUAAGACGCAUCUGACCAGCUCCAGUUCGUAUCAUAAUCAAUUGAGUAGCAACAGUGGCACAGCAACCUCUGGCCUCACUCACGAUGCCGAUUGGUCCGGCUUUGAGGCAUCCAACUAUCAGAGCGCCGAAACAUCCUAUCAGAAUACCCCAUCGGGUGGCCAAAGUACGCGCCGCAAUAUUAAAUUGCAAGACACAUCACAAAAACUAAGUGAAGGGUUUGAAAAUCUUGAUGUCAAAAAUGUUAAACCAACGACAACAGCCGGCGGAUCAUCCAGUGGCAAAGCCACCGCUGAAGAUGAUGCUUGGAACUUAUUGAUGAAUUAGGGGAAUUAUUAUGUGAAAUUGAACCGUACCAACCACAAUGUAACUUAUACUUUUUUGUCUUUUUGAUUAAUUUGUUGUCCUCAAUGUGAAGUGAGCAAUGAGCUGUUGUACGCGCAUUUAAUGUAAUUAACAAACAAACAGAUAUUACAAAUUUAUAAAUCCCCCUAUUAACCUCCCCGACAACCUCCUCCCUGAAUGCUCCAACAUGAUGAUUUCCAACGAAAAGUGCAACUUUUUUAAAUAUCAUUUCCAGAGUUUAGACCAAUUUUAUAUAGAACUACAACUAUUAAACAAAUUAAUUAGCUUAAAAUACAUGCUAUAUAUGUGGAAUACAACUAAAUGAAACGGAUAUAAACGAAUAUGGCUAUGAAUGAAUAUACAAGAA
Drosophila willistoni is the source of this 2143-nucleotide messenger RNA. It is a transcript of the gene ArfGAP1, whose product is annotated as ADP-ribosylation factor GTPase-activating protein 1. Gene Ontology annotation, cellular component: Golgi membrane. Gene Ontology annotation, molecular function: GTPase activator activity. Gene Ontology annotation, biological process: regulation of endocytosis; regulation of ARF protein signal transduction. The transcript is spliced from 5 exons. Bases 328 to 1758 code for a protein of 476 amino acids. NCBI's taxonomy places the organism in Eukaryota, Metazoa, Arthropoda, Insecta, Diptera, Drosophilidae. The record is from RefSeq and is a predicted model, not a curated record.